AUGAAAGUCCGAUUUGGGUACCAAGGUGAGUGGUACAAAUUGACUCUUCCGCAAGAUGCAACUGUUUAUGACAUGAAAGUGGCAGUUAAGGACCUGCUAAGUAUUGCAGAAGAGGACCAGCAAUUUCUCUGUGAUGGAGACCGCCUGGAAGAUCAUUUCAAAGUUGAAGAUUAUCAAAUGGAUAGUGAUAGCCCAAUGGUUCUCCAGAAGGUUAGGACUUACAGGGUAGUAUAUGGCUAUGAAGUUCGCUCAUGUAAAGUUUCUGACAGGGCAACUGUUCUGAACCUAAAAAGCGCGGUUGAGAAGCAAUUUGGUAUCCCAGUAGAGAACCAAGCGCUGGUUUACGGAAAAGAAAUGGCAGAUGAAAUAAAAAUGCAAACUUACAAUGUUGGUUACAAUCCUAUCAAUGUUUAUUGCAAGUUUGAGAUGCUGAUGUAUGGAAGAUAUCAGGAGUACAGCUUAACAGUCCAUGAGGCCAUGACAGUGAAAGAAGUGAAGCAGAAACUUGAGAUAAAAUAUGGCCUUGACAAGACAAAACUGAACUUCACAACAGAUAUCUCGGCUGAGUUCCUUGAUGAAGAUCAAUCUUUGGAGUAUCAUUCCAUUGAUACUAGUAGAAUAGUUUAUGUCUAUGGGGAAUAA
Molecule: messenger RNA, 642 nt
Organism: Ricinus communis (castor bean)
Lineage: Eukaryota; Viridiplantae; Streptophyta; Magnoliopsida; Malpighiales; Euphorbiaceae
Exons: 2
Coding region: 1-642 (213 amino acids)
Biological process (GO): post-translational protein targeting to endoplasmic reticulum membrane
Molecular function (GO): protein binding
Source: RefSeq, a predicted model, not a curated record